Molecule: messenger RNA, 2495 nt
Organism: Neurospora tetraspora
Lineage: Eukaryota; Fungi; Ascomycota; Sordariomycetes; Sordariales; Sordariaceae
Exons: 1
Coding region: 265-2328 (687 amino acids)
Source: RefSeq, a predicted model, not a curated record
CUAUCAUUAUCGGCACAUAGCAUCUGUACCACGGCACGAGCAUUCGAUUAAACACGAUAGCCGCACCCUUCAGUUUCUACCGUACACAGUUCCGACUCAAAAGACACGACGCGACACGAGAGACACUGAGGACCGCGUACCCGGUAUAGUCGAUCAUCAGCAGAACAGGUACCUGUUCCCGUCGGUACAGCCACGGCCACAACCACACAACUAUCCGGUAUCUCUUCACUGUCCCAUACAACCGAAUCGCGCAGAACCGCCGAUAUGGACGAGAUAGUUGUUGAUCCCGGUUCUAGCGCCGCCCAGUUCAGUAUCAUGCAAUCGCAACAACUACCCCAACACGGUCCCGAGGUCCGCCUGACCGCUGCCGGUGUACCCCGCAAGAAGCCCGGCCGCAAACCGAAACCCAAAGAUCCCGCCGAUGAGAACUCGACCGCCACCGAACAACAGCCCAAGCAGCGCCGUCCGCGCAAGCCCAGAGACCCCAAUGCCACUCCUAUCCAGAGAAAGAGGAAAGCGGCCGCGACCGACGCCCCCGAUGCCGCCGAUACCGCCGACCACGACACCUCGAUGGAGAUUGACACCUCGUUGGCUUCUGCCAAUCGUUAUCUCGGCGGCCCCAGCAGGUCAGAGGCACCUAUUAUUUCCCUCGAUCAACGGGCGCAAAAGAUACCCAAACGCGAGACCCAUCCCGUGUCCAUGAGCCAUCUGCUCAACCAAGAUGACCCACCGCCGAAGCCCCAGCCUGCCGCUUCCAGACAAGUGUUUGAUCCUAUAAGAGGCAGUUACGACCCAGUCCGAGAAACCAUGAUGUCCAGAGACGUUUUCGGCACCGGCUCUAUUAUGGGUUCGCCCCGCGCACCUACCUCACAACCUGUCAACCGUGCCAGCGCCUCGCCGUCCAUUGCGAGCUUGGUUGAUCCUCCUGCUCCCCCGAACAUCAUCUCACCUGUCCCGUCGCACCAAACGCCUUACAACACCGCUGCCACAAAGUCGCGACUCCAAGAGUCAACAUCUGCUACUCCUUUAUCCUCCAAUCCUGUGCGCUCCACGCCACAACAAAUCACCAAGCCGCAAAUUAUCGAAGUCAGGCGUGCCCCUCCGCCGCCUCCCGCACCAGCGGCCUCCCAAAGAAAGCCGUCGCCUCCCAAGAACUCGUUCACUAGUAUGUCCACAGUUCCGCCGACGUCUUCAGCAGCAGCCGCUACCAAUGCAGCAACAGCGGCUCCAUCAACAACAGCUCCUCCUACCAACAACAAGAAGCUCACAGCUCUUGUGCAACAAGAACGCGAAAGCACCCAUUCCCGCGGAAACAAGACCGGGAGCAACCACUCCCCAGAAGCUGUCAAACCCGGCGGCGGCAGCAACAGCCUCAAAGAUGCCCUCCUUCCCCCCUUACCCACUGUCGGUGGUCACGGCACCGAGCGCUCCAUCCUCGACUUUGGCAAAGCCAACCCCGGUCAGGAAAUCGAAGCACCCUCUAUCAAGAUCCACAUUCCUCUGAAUGGUGAAACGAACAAAUACGUCAACUUCAUGCGCAUGGCCGAGGAGCAGUACGGUUGGGACGCUUUACACCCUCGACAAGCAGCCAACCGGGAGCGCAAAGCGCGCAUCGCAGCGGCCACAGCGGCGCUGGAAAAGUCCGUGGGCGCUAGCGGGCGGGAGUCAGGAGAGGAAAUGGACGAGGAUAUCCAGUCCGACGCGGAGAACAGUAACAUCGAGAUGGGCGGCAUGGGCGGUGGCGGUCCUAAUCCCACUACGAAUGGCGUCGCCUCGGGCCCAGAGGCACCAGCGAAGCCGGCGAGGAAAAAGAGGAAUUUCAAGGAGGACGAAUACGAUAUCGAUGAUGACUUUGUCGACGACUCGGAGAUGCUCUGGGAGGCGCAAGCGGCUGCUUCUAGGGAUGGCUUCUUUGUGUACUCUGGUCCGCUGAUUCCCGAGGUUCCUAAGCCCGAAGUGGCACCCCCGGCUCGUCGCGGACGCGGUGGAGGAAGGGGCAGCAGAGGUGGACGAGGUGGAACAACACGCGGUGGUGCUAGCGCGGGACAUGGAGCGGACACGGGUGCAGCGUCGGAGAAACCAAGUGGACGAGGACGAGGCGGUGGACCGGGGAGUAGAGGUGGUCGGGGCGGCGGUGAUGGGACGAGGAAGCCGAGGAUCACGAAACUGGAGAAGGAGCAGAGGGAUAGGGAGAAGGCGGAGAGGGAACGGCUGGCGCAGAUCACGGCGGCGGCCAAGGCCAGUGUGGCAGCGGGCGGAGGACCUUACAUGUUGGGACUGAGUCCGCCUACUGCGGCUGGAGGGCCGACGGCCAUGAUGAUUGAUUAGAGACCACGGAGAUCACGUUCAGGUCGAGUAAUCAGAGCUAGGUCCUAUUGUUAGGUUGGGUGUGGUUGAUGUACAUCAAGGGAAGAGGCUGAUGGCACACUGUUCUUUCAUGUUUGUUGUUGUUGUUUCUGGCGUUCUAUACACACACACUCACACACAUAAUGGUU